AUGGCUCUGAGCUGUCUCGGUCGCGCUCGCCGGCGUAGCAGUGAUCCCGAUUCAUCAACGAACUCAGACACAGACACGCGUCUCGCCCGCCUGAGCAGGUAUCUCUGUCUAGCAUCCGCAUCCCCCGAGCCUGAUCCGACACCUCCGCUCACCUCUUUUUUCUACGACGAGGAUAUCUCCUCCGACGUCUCCUCCGACGUCUCCUUGAACACCCCCUCGGGAACUCUUCAAACAUCACCACCCCCCUCCCCAGCCGCCCGCCGCGUGGUCGAAUGGAGCGCAGUGCACGGCGACCUCUCAGACAUGCACCCGCACGACUGGCUCGCCGUGGGCUCCGCCGGCCGCGACAUCUUCGGCUCGCUCGUGACGAAAGACGGCACGCGGAUCCCGCGCGCAAACGCGGACUACCAGUAUCGCCGGACUAUGCCGGUGCGGGUCGAGAGCGAGGAUGUGCUGUCGGCAAAGGUGGGGGGAGGGAGGGCGAAGUCGACGACGGCGGUGGAUGUGUUGUUGCUUGGGAGACAGCAGCGGCAGGUGGUGCUGGGGAUGAGCGGUGGGAGUCCUGGGAGGACGAGCGUGAGCACCAGCACGAGCACAAACAGUAGCGGUAGCGGUAGCGGUAGUCUGUACUCGUCAGCGUCGUCGUCGGUGGGAGCAUCAUCGGAGUAUGUUGCGCUGCAGAUGAAGCCGAUGGUGGUCGGGACUACUAUAUCGCGGGAGUUACAAGAGAGCAAAGGCGGCAGUCCGCUGCGGACGAGGUCGUUUGUCGCCGAGACGCAGCGAGAGCCGCGGUCGUUUGUCUCUCAGGCGCAGAGGGAGAGGAUGGGAGUGUAUGAGGGGAGUUGGUCGCGAUAG
Myxozyma melibiosi is the source of this 855-nucleotide messenger RNA. RefSeq lists its product as uncharacterized. Bases 1 to 855 code for a protein of 284 amino acids. The transcript has a single exon. Lineage: Eukaryota; Fungi; Ascomycota; Lipomycetes; Lipomycetales; Lipomycetaceae. The record is from RefSeq and is a predicted model, not a curated record.